Messenger RNA from Drosophila albomicans, 899 nucleotides. RefSeq names its product mitochondrial inner membrane protease subunit 2. Gene Ontology annotation, molecular function: serine-type endopeptidase activity. Gene Ontology annotation, biological process: mitochondrial respiratory chain complex assembly. Bases 181 to 690 code for a protein of 169 amino acids. Gene Ontology annotation, cellular component: membrane; mitochondrial inner membrane peptidase complex. The transcript is spliced from 2 exons. The record is from RefSeq and is a predicted model, not a curated record. Lineage: Eukaryota; Metazoa; Arthropoda; Insecta; Diptera; Drosophilidae.
UUAUAUAUUUAAUGUUAUGUAUUCACUUACUAAGUCGCAUCAAAAGCUGAUUGUCUAUGUAUAUAUGUAUGUGUGUGCAUAUAUGUGGUAGCCGUGCAACUUGAUUUUGUAUAUAUACAAGGAAUUCCAGAAGGUCCCUCCCGCGCAUUCCCAGAGUAGCUGCCACAAAGCCAUGCCGUCAUGGCAUUUCGUCGCUUUGGUAGAUCCUUGCUGUACAGUUUGCCGCUGGGCAUCACGUUCCUUGACUGCGUUGGCUAUGUGGCCCGCGUUGAUGGCACUUCCAUGCAACCCGCUUUAAAUCCCGUCGCUGAGGAGCGAGAUUAUGUGUUCCUGCUGCGUUGGGGCAUCCACAAUAGUCCGGUGGAACGUGGCGACAUCAUAUCAUUGAUAUCUCCCAAGGAUCCGGCGCAAAAGAUCAUUAAGCGUGUGGUGGGCAUGCAGGGCGACGUGGUCUCCACUCUAGGCUAUAAACACGAGAUUGUACGUGUGCCCGAUGGACAUUGUUGGGUAGAGGGCGAUCACACGGGCCAUUCGCUCGACAGCAACACAUUCGGUCCCGUUGCCUUGGGGCUGAUGUCGGCCAGAGCUGUGGCUAUUGUUUGGCCACCGGAACGUUGGAGUUUAUUGAAGACCGAGCUGCCCAGGCGACGACGUCCUAUUCAGGUGGCCAAGGCGAGCUACUACAACUGAUCGCCCAGUAGACUGAAUGCUGUUAUUGUGCACAUAUACAUGUAUAUAUAUAUAUGUAUGUAUAUGGUAAGCACAUAUAUACAUACGUAUAUGCAUGUGUGUGCGUAUUCCUACAACAUACAUAUAUUUUAAUAUCUUAAAACACAGAAAGCAGAUACCAUGUUCAAAAUUGUAAAUGCCGUUGAUAUAAAGUAGAGACAUUGUUUUAA